Molecule: messenger RNA, 1998 nt
Organism: Amyelois transitella
Lineage: Eukaryota; Metazoa; Arthropoda; Insecta; Lepidoptera; Pyralidae
Gene: ais
Product: DEAD box protein 52 homolog
Exons: 12
Coding region: 93-1967 (624 amino acids)
Biological process (GO): maturation of SSU-rRNA
Molecular function (GO): ATP binding; RNA helicase activity; nucleic acid binding
Source: RefSeq, a predicted model, not a curated record
AGAACGGACGAAACGAAAAUCAGCCAGCAAUAAUAAACACAUGUGUUGUGAGGAUUAAUUUUUCUUUAAUAAUUUAUCACUUACAUCCGAUAAUGGACGCAUACGAUAUAUUUAAGAAACUCACAAAAGGUUUAACUUUUAAACACCGUCUAUUGUUAGCUAAAGAUACAGAGAAGGAUGUGAAACUUCUGACAGUUAAAAAGGAAGAAGAUGUAGUGGUUAAAAAGGAGGAGUUAAGUGAAGAAGAAUAUGAAAAUUGUGAUGAAGUAUCAGAUGUUUCAAAAUCCUCUGAUGAAGAUUCACAUAGUCAGAGCGGUGGUGAAGACGCUCUACAGCUCGUGGAAGGACUAACUGUAGGAAAGAAGAAAAAGAAAAACAAGAAAAAAGAAAAAACGGAAGAUUUACAGAAGAAACUGGAACUUGAAGAGCAAAACCAGUUCCGUAACGAGCAUGGCAUCAAAGCCAUCGGUCGCCACGUACCACCAGCAUUAAGAGAUUUCACAGAGUUGGUGAGCAGGUACAACGUGUCUCAGUCCCUGGUGGACACAGCGACGCAGUGCGGGUACUCUGAGCCGACACCGGUGCAGAGGCAGGCUGUGCCGUGUAUGCUUGAGGACAGACAAAUUCUAGCAUGCGCCCCGACAGGUUCUGGCAAGACCGCUGCCUUUCUCUUGCCCAUCCUCCACAGCCUUGGGGCUCCACAAGGCGGGCCUAGGGCUCUAAUACUGUGCCCCACGAGAGAACUCGCGCAUCAGAUAUACAGAGAAGCGUUAAGGUUGAGUGCGUCCACCCAAUUGCGAUGCAGUGUGGUCCGUAAUAUGAAGGAGAGUAAGAUCAGAGAGAGGGAAGCUACUAUUAGGAAAAGUGAUAUUGUUAUAAGUACUCCGAAUCGUCUGUGCUAUCUGUUGAAUCGUGAUACCGUCAACAUUUCACUAAACAAAGUCCGAUGGCUUAUCAUAGACGAGGCGGACAAGAUGUUCGAAGGCUCCACGGACCAAGUGUCAGACUUCAGGCAGCAACUUGACCAGGUCAUGACCUCGUGUGGCGGCAAGCAACGCCGGGUGGCUAUGUUUAGUGCUACUCACACACCCGCCGUGGCUAAGUGGUGCAGGCAUAAUCUUCGAGGACUUGUUAAUGUCACCGUUGGACAAAGAAACGCAGCAACAAAUCUGGUGGAACAAGAGCUACUCUUCUGCGGCGAUGAGAGCGGGAAACUUCUAGCCUUCAGGCAGCUCGUUCAGAAGGGACUCAAACCGCCUGUAUUAGUAUUCGUCCAAAGCAAAGAUCGAGCGAAGCAGCUAUUCAAGGAACUCAUUUAUGAUGGCAUCAACGUGGACGUAAUACACGCCGACCGCACCCAACAACAGCGCGACAACGUGGUGCGCAGCUUCCGAGUGGGCAGGAUCUGGGUGCUGAUCUGCACGGAGCUGAUGGGGCGCGGGAUCGACUUCCGCGGGGUCAACCUGGUGGUCAACUAUGACUUCCCACCGUCCGCCAUCGCUUAUAUACACAGAGUGGGUCGCGCGGGGCGAGCGGGGCAGCGGGGCAAAGCCAUCACGUUCUUUACCCAAGAUGACGUCGGAAAUCUAAGGAGCAUAGCAUCGGUGAUGAAGCAGUCCGGCUGUUCAGUGCCCGAGUACAUGCUGCAAAUGAGACAGAAUCCCAGCAAGAGGAAACGGCUCGCCAGGAAGGCGCCGAGGAGGGACAAAAUAUCAACGUUGCUAGAGAAACCUGCCAAUAGAAAACUUGAGGAUGACAAACAGUCAGACGCCACAGGAAAAUCCACAGAUUCCGUAAAAAAUGGAAAACAUAGAAAGUUGAGAAAAAUUCAAAAUGGCGGCUCGAAUAUAAAAGACAGCAAUAAUGUGAAGAAUAAUAACAAAAAAGAGAAGCGAGAUUUCAAGAAAAGGAAACAAGAUAAAGGGAAAAAGAAUGCGUUUGUUAGUAAAAAAGUUAAAAAAUUGUAAUUUUAUUUAAAUAAAAGAUUUAUUAAGGUUU